AGGGCGGCGGCUUCCGGCGGGAGGAUGCGGGGGGCGGCCGGGCGCCGCUAGGUUGCCGUCGGGUCGCCGUCACGAUGUUGGUGUACUUCUGGGGAUUCCUGUACAGCAACUACUUUCGGUUCUGGCUGAAGUGGCUCUUGAGGCUGCUGACUCGGAAAUGCGAAUUGCAGCGGGUCUUUGAGGGCCUGAAGGCAGGUGCACAGCGGACCCUGAGCAUAGAACACUCAUUGGAAUCAUCAAAGAAUAAGGUUCUAAGAAAUGCUGUUCAUGUUGAGGAAACUGAGGUGGAGAAGUGUGUUAGAGAUGUCAUGAAAGAAAAGAAAAUUGAGCAGAAGGAUACAGGGUUUAAGACAAAUCUGCGUGUAUCCUUACUGCAGAUAUCGGGUUAUAAAAAACUUUAUUUGAAUGUGGAAAAUCUGAGGAAGGUCCCAUAUGAUUCGGAUAAUGAAGAACAUGAGGAACGGUUAAUUGAGCUUUGGAAUUUGCUGAUGCCUCAUGAGAGUCUGAAGGCCAGAAUCACCAAGCAGUGGUGUGACAUUGGCUUCCAAGGUGAUGAUCCCAAGACAGACUUCAGAGGAAUGGGCCUGCUGGGGUUAGUGAAUCUGGUAUAUUUUAGUAAGCAUUACACCAAUGAAGCUCGUCAGAUCCUUUCUCGUUCAAAUCACCCAAAGCUGGGAUACUCUUAUGCAAUAGUUGGAAUCAAUCUGACCGAAAUGGCAUACAGCUUACUUAAGAAUGGUGCUUUAAAGUCCCAUCUGUACAACGUGGUCGCUGGAUUGCCGCAGAUGGAGCACUUCCAUCAGUUUUACUGUUAUUUGGUUUAUGAGUUUGACAAGUUCUGGUUUGAAGAAGAACCAGAAAGCAUUAUGCACUUCAACCAGUACAGAGAGAAAUUCCAUGAAAAAAUUAAGGGACUUCUACUGGAUUGUGAUGUGAUGCUAACCUUACAAAAUACAAAGAAACUUUGAAUCCUCUGCAGUCUCUGAGGUUCUGCAUCAAGAGCAGAUUGAUGCGUUUGGACGGGAGGUUUGCACGUUUCACCAGAAACUGUUUAACAAUAGAACAUUUUUUUUUUACUUUUUAAAAAAAUAGUCAAAAUUCAGUUGAGAAAGCUUGGACAAUCAACCUCUGUUUGCAGGUCUUUAUAAGCUAUUCCCCAAAGGACAGCUUUUUUAAAAAAACAACCAACAAAAAAAGCAACCAACAAACCACCACAACAAUCAUCCCACAAAUCUCGAGCCUCUGGAUCACUUCCUUUCACCAUUUCUUUUCUAUUUCUUGGUGCAGGAACACGAUGCAGGUAUUUAUGCUGCAUCACGUUUUCCUUGAGUAUGUUUGACUGUUGUCUUUUAAAAAUGUUAGUUGAAACUA
This is a messenger RNA of Colius striatus (speckled mousebird), 1371 nucleotides long. It is a transcript of the gene ELMOD2, whose product is annotated as ELMO domain containing 2. Gene Ontology annotation, molecular function: GTPase activator activity. The coding region runs from base 75 to 968 and encodes 297 amino acids. The transcript has 9 exons. Lineage: Eukaryota; Metazoa; Chordata; Aves; Coliiformes; Coliidae. The record is from RefSeq and is a predicted model, not a curated record. Gene Ontology annotation, cellular component: membrane.